Messenger RNA from Bipolaris zeicola 26-R-13, 162 nucleotides. RefSeq lists its product as uncharacterized. The record is from RefSeq and is a predicted model, not a curated record. Bases 1 to 162 code for a protein of 53 amino acids. NCBI's taxonomy places the organism in Eukaryota, Fungi, Ascomycota, Dothideomycetes, Pleosporales, Pleosporaceae. The transcript is spliced from 2 exons.
AUGCCAUCUGGCGCUGGUCUUGCGUGGGAUUGCAUCGACACAUGCAUUGACCUAAUACGCAACACGCAAUACGCAGGCUUGCAGGCGACGCCUCCAGGAGCACGUGCAGCUCCUCAUGGUGAGAUGACAUCAAACGUCGCACAAGAAAAGGGUACAUUCUAG